UACUACUGCUACUACUACUACUACUACUACUACUACUACCUCUAUUACGGCUACUGCUCUCUAAUAAUGUUCAAGUACACAUUGCUGCUGCUGUCAGCACUCGUCAGUGCGGCGCUUGCAUGCGAGCCGGAAUGUCGCCACGGUCUUGCUCAUGCAUUCGCUGGCUUCUACGGCCCUGUUGUCGAGCUCGCGGUUGGAGAUUUACAAAACACCUUCUCCAACACGCUAUUCAAUCUCACUAUUCCUACACAAAUCUCAGCGACGGUGCCUGACGACGUCCUGCGGACAGGCGUCACCAACGGCUUAUCUGACACGCUCCAACUGUUUGUCAACGAAGCUACCGGCAAGCCGCUCGAAGAUGGUAUCUUUUCUGUCAUGUUCUCGGAGGAGAAGCCGUUCAAGGGCGACUGCAACCAUCCUGCUCGCUUGACACGCAAAAUGCCUCCUACCGGAGAAAGCUGGUACAGAGAAGAAUGUGUAAAAAUGGACUACAUUUGCGGUAACCCACCCUCCAUUUGCCAUUUCUUGGACGAUGUCAAAGACCGGAUCGUUCGACGCAUCCGCACUCAACUCGAAGGCUACGCAACGUUCGACAACGGGUUCCUUGUGCGCAACGUGGUGCAGACGGUAAAGCAGUCGACGCGCGGGGUCAUGGAAAAGUACGGAGCAGGCUCAAUGGUAAACGAUCCAAACGUCACUUCGUUCAUCAACGGGCUUAUCAGCAACGCAGUGCGGUCGCUGGAUAUGUGGGCUGCGUUGGAUGUGAAGCAGCUGUGCAACCGUGCGCACGAGACGGAAGCGUGCCAUGGCUGGGACGAACAAAUCAUUCCCGAAAUAUUAAAGUGGCCUUAAAGAAGAAGAACGCACUUUGUUAUCCUUUUAUCCUCCCUUUGCUUUUCCUAAUACAUCACCUUACCCCACUCAACUCAACUCAUCCAAAGCCAUGCAUCCUUACCACCCACCCACUCUACUACUACCAGCAGCACUGACAAUACACACACACACAUCAACACACAUCCACACACUAUAUAACCCCCAUCACAUGUUCCUUCAAAUCCGCGUGCAUUCUUUUUUCUUCUUUGUAUAUUUUCCAAGACUUCGUUGUUUCUUCUUUUUUUUUUCACUUUUUCGUUACUAAACAAAAUAAAGUUAUUCGGGCCCGUGACAAUACGGGGCAAUGCCCACUUGCUCAGCUGCGUUGCACCACCAACAAAAAUGCGUGUAUUUUUGGAUUCGCAAGGUCUGGUGGAAGAAAGGUUAUUCAGUACGAUGCACUU
This is a messenger RNA of Zychaea mexicana, 1277 nucleotides long. RefSeq lists its product as uncharacterized. The transcript is spliced from 3 exons. Lineage: Eukaryota; Fungi; Mucoromycota; Mucoromycetes; Mucorales; Lichtheimiaceae. The coding region runs from base 67 to 852 and encodes 261 amino acids. The record is from RefSeq and is a predicted model, not a curated record.